UGUCAAAUAGUGACAACUUUUUUCCUUAAUUUUUUAAAAGACUCAUGAUUAUAGUUCUUAGGUGUCCUAAACAUAGGAAAAAGACAAGUUAAUGCAGGGUGGAAAAUCAUGAAAGAGCCACAAAUAUUGUGCUUAGAAAGUUGUAAUAAUAAUAAUGGAGCAACUGUUUACACGCCAAAAAGGGAUCUGUACAAUCACCUUUUUCAUUCUAUUUCAUCUAAUCUGUAAUCAUUAUUAUAUUUAACUUAAAGAAUCAAGAAUUCAGUGUACUGUCAGCAGGAGUUGAAAAAGGAAGCUUUUUUGGUGGGGCCGAAUUGGUUUCUUUGGCGAAAAAGUUUGUGUUUUGGAAUUCAUUAUGUGGAGUUUGGUUGACUCAGCUUUGAUUUGAUGCUAAAGCCAAAUGGGAUCUUGAAGCAACAAAAGGUGUAAUUUGUCGGGUUGUGCUACAAAGUGAACGCUAUUAUAGCUUUUAAGGCUUUAAACUAGUGGGGUAGUUUGAUGGGCUGUGAAAGUUCUAAGCUUGCCUCGUGUUGCUGGACAGGAGAAAGUGGACCCAUUCACGAGGCUCAAAAUCCUGAUGAGGAAAAAAAUGAAGUUAGUGAUUCACCUGCAUUUUGCGAGUUUACAUUCGAGCAACUCAGGAUAGCUACAUCUGCAUUUGCUGUAGAGAAUAUAGUUUCGGAACAUGGUGAAAAGGCUCCUAAUAUUGUUUAUAAAGGAAAGCUAGAGAACCAGUGGCCGGUUGCUGUUAAACGCUUCAACAGAUCUGCAUGGCCUGAUUCCCGGCAGUUUUUAGAAGAAGCAAGGGCCGUCGGUCAACUCCGCAACAAUAGGUUGGCAAAUCUUCUCGGCUGUUGCUGCGAGGGCGAUGAGAGGUUGCUAGUUGCAGAAUUCAUGCCCAGCGAGACGCUUGCAAAGCAUCUUUUUCAUUGGGACACACAACCAAUGAAGUGGGCAAUGCGGUUAAGGGUGGCGUUGUAUAUUGCACAGGCUCUUGAACAUUGUACAGGCAAAGGACGAGCGCUUUAUCAUGAUCUUAAUGCUUAUAGAAUAUUAUUCGGUGAAGAUGGUGAUCCCCGACUCUCUUGCUUUGGUUUGAUGAAGAACAGUCGAGAUGGAAAAAGUUACAGCACAAACUUGGCAUUUACUCCUCCCGAGUAUUUGAGGACAGGAAGAAUCACCCCGGAGAGUGUGAUAUUUAGCUUCGGGACACUUUUGCUCGACCUUCUCAGUGGAAAGCACAUCCCUCCUAGCCAUGCGCUGGAUUUGAUAAAAGACCGGAAUCUUGAGAUGCUAACUGAUUCUUGCUUAGAAGGUCAAUUUUCUACUGAUGACGGAACUGAAUUGGUAAGGAUUGCUUCAAGAUGUCUCCAAUACGAGCCUCGUGAGCGGCCGAAUCUGAAGUCUUUAGUUGCUGCAUUAUAUCCUCUUCAAAAAGAAGCUGAGGUUCCCUCUCAUGUAUUGAUGGGUAUAUCACAUGAUGGCGAAACUAUGCCUCUGUCUCCGCUUGGUGAAGCUUGUCUGAAAACGGACUUGACCGCUAUCCAUGAGAUUUUAGAAGCACUUGCAUACAAAGAUGAUGGGGGAGCAGCUACCGAGCUUUCAUUUCAGAUGUGGACAGAUCUGAUGCUGGAAACGUUGAACUCAAAGAAAAAGGGUGAUGUCGCUUUCAAGAACAAAGAUUUCAAUGCUGCCAUUGAAUGCUAUACGCAGUUUAUCGAUGUUGGAACCGUGGCCUCACCAACUGUAUACGCUCGUCGUAGUCUGUCCUAUCUCAUGAGUGACAUGCCACAAGAAGCUCUUAAUGAUACAGUACAAGCACAAGUGAUAUCUCCUGUUUGGCAUAUUGCAUCAUAUCUCCAGGCUGCUGCUCUUUUCACAUUGGGAAGAGAAAACGAAGCGCAAAUCGCUCUCAGAGAGGCUGCCAUACUCGAAGAAGAGAAAAACACGCCUUCUUGAAAGUGCCAAGUGAAGCCUACUGUAUAAAUGUAGAUGAGCUAUCGAUAUGUCUCCUCGUGUAUGCAAUGGUCAUAGAAAAUUCUUUCGCAACAUAAUUUGGAUGGAAUGCCAUGGAGCUGGCCAUCAUUUCCGAGUUUUGAAGGUUGCGAUUUGCCCGAAGGGUUGGCUCCAGACGAAUUUCUCGAUCAUCGAAAAAGAAAAAAAUAGUACCAUAGGUCCCUAAAGAUAUAUGACCUAUGGAAAAGUAUCAAGAGAGACUAGCAUGUUGUAAUUUUUUUUGUAUAGUGUUCUAUAUGGUUGCUUAACUUGGGUUUUUUCUUUUUUACUCUUCUUAUGGUUUUGUUAUUGUGGGAUUAAUUUUGCAAAUACUUAUUAUAAAGUAUUUGCAACUUAUGUUA
This is a messenger RNA of Capsicum annuum, 2357 nucleotides long. Its product is annotated as serine/threonine-protein kinase BSK7. Lineage: Eukaryota; Viridiplantae; Streptophyta; Magnoliopsida; Solanales; Solanaceae. The coding region runs from base 499 to 1959 and encodes 486 amino acids. Gene Ontology annotation, biological process: protein phosphorylation; brassinosteroid mediated signaling pathway. The record is from RefSeq and is a predicted model, not a curated record. Gene Ontology annotation, molecular function: protein kinase activity; protein binding; ATP binding. The transcript is spliced from 14 exons.